Homalodisca vitripennis (glassy-winged sharpshooter) is the source of this 2190-nucleotide messenger RNA. Its product is annotated as nucleolar transcription factor 1-A-like. Lineage: Eukaryota; Metazoa; Arthropoda; Insecta; Hemiptera; Cicadellidae. The record is from RefSeq and is a predicted model, not a curated record.
AUGACCAUGUUUCGAAAUGUACCCUGGAAGGCUGUAGCUAUUGGUGGUGGAAUAGCUGUAGUCAUAGUUGGAGGCGGUUUGUGGACUUAUCGAAGAUACACUUCGUCUGGCGGCACCCCUGCUCCUGUUGUAACCCCUGAUUUUGUCGUCACUGUCCCAGAACCUGUAACAGAUCCUCGUGAGGAACAAAUAGAAGAAACUGCAGAAGCCACGCCGAUUGGAGACGGGGAGGAACGGCAGGACUCCAUCGUGCCUGUCAACGCAUCACAAGCUAGCAUGGUACCUCUGGUGGUAAUUCAACUAAAAAAAUCCAAGAAAAAGAGAUUAUUAGUUGAUAAUGAAGAAGACCAUGUCCUUCAAAGUCAACCGAAAAAGAAGAAAAAGGUGAAACCAGAAGUUGAAACUGUUGAAGAAAAUGAUGAAGAAGUUUUAGUUCUAGACAAUGAAGAGGAGGUUGAACAGAAAACUGCUAAAGAGGAAAAUCAAGAUUGGAAUAAAGAAGACUACAAUGAGCUUAUCAAAAGGAUGGAAGAACAAAUACCAAAAAAUGACACAAAAGGUUUUACAAAGCGAGCUGAACUUCUUGAUUGGAAUUUGGUGAAGUUUGGAGACCAUUCUGUCGAGGAGUGCCAAGAGAAAUGGAAAAUAAUGAGGAGCAAAGUGAGACAUUUCAGGCUACUUAGUGAGGUGUUACAAGACGCAAAGGUCUGGGCCGAAAAACCAUGGGCUGCACCUUUUAGUAAGAAAAAGACUCGCCAUCCUGAGCAACCUCCACGACCUUUGUCCUCUUUCAUGUUGUUUUACAUGGAUAAAAAAGACAAAAUCAUCAAAAAACACCCGAGCCUAAAGUUGACGGACAUUUCCAGAAUUAUUGGGGAAAAGUACAAAGCGAUGUCUGACACAAAGAAAUCUUAUUACAAUCAGAGGGCAUUAGAAAUGCAGAAAGAGUACAGACAAAACCUAGCAAAGUUCUAUGAGAAAUAUCCAGAAUACAAUCCCACUACAAGAAAACAAAUAACUAAAAGUAACAAACCACUCCCACCAUUUAAGCUGUACCUGAAAGAGAAAUUGAAGAAACAUGAACAAGAUGAAGGUUUUGACCAACACGAGUUCACAGAGAAAUAUAAGGAAAUGUGGAAAAAUCUUAGCUUCAAAAAGAAAGCAUGUUGGAUAAGGUUGGCGAAGGAAGAAGAAGAAAAGUAUUUGGAACACCUGAACGAUGAUCUCAUGGAAGAUCCUGAAAAUAUAUCUAGUGCACCAUAUAGAUCUGUGAUCUCCAAAGAAGAAAAUUUAAUAUUGGACAGGUUAGCAGGAAAACCAGAAAAACCACCAAAUUCUGCCUACAGUCUCUUUUCAAAACUAAUGCUUCAAGACAAGCAUGCCAACCACGUUGAGGGUGAACCCAAAAACAGGAUGCGAGAAGUAGCAUUAAAAUGGAAGGAAAUACCUGAUGAUCAGAAAAAAACCUAUGCAGAAACAGUUCAGCAUAUGCAUGAAAGUUACAAAUUGGAUUUUGCCAAUUACCUGGAAAGUUUACCUGAAGACAAAAAGGCAGAGGAGCUGGCCAAACUACAACCAAAAAAGAGAACUUCAAAGACUAAACAGAAGUCUAGUAAAAAGGGUUCUUCCAGAUCUAAGUCUCCAACUCGAGUUCUUUUCAAAAAUGAACCAGAAAAGCCUCCAGUGACAGCUUGGGAUCUUUACAAGAUAGAGUUUGCCAAAAAGAACAGCAGUCUACCAAAUAAAACUGCUUGUAAACGAGCAGCCCUUAUGUGGAAAAACCUCUCAAAAUCAGAGUUAGACAAGUACAAAAAGAAACACAAUAAGAUGAAAAAGCAAUACAUGAUUGAGUUUGAAGCAUUCCUAAAAACUCUAGAUGAGAAAGAACUUAAGGAGUAUUCAGCUUUAAAAACUGCCAAGAUUGGAGAAGAACUGGAUGAUGAUGACGUAGAUGAGGAGCUAUCGAGUGAUGAGGAGGAGAACAGUUCCAGCACUGCCAGUGAUUCAGCAGGAGAUAGUGAUAGUGGUGUCAGUGAAGAAGAUGAUACCAUUGAAACCUCACAUCGCCGCUCGCACACCCACAAAUUCAUGGAUAUAACUGUGAAGAAUUCUUCCGUUUGUUUGGUGACUGUCUUGCUGGAGUUGUUCGGCGGAGUCAUAGACUUGUUGUUGUUGGAGACUUCAACAUAG